AAACUUUGAAUUGUUCAUUCCCGAUCACGACUAACACACAGCACCACCUCAACCACCCGUGCUUCACAUCCGUCAAAAUGGCCGGCAAGGACGCUACAAAGGGCAAGAAAGCCGCCCCCAAGGGCUUGAAGCAGGCCAACGCUGCCGCCAAGGCUGCUCUCAAGGGCACCAGCUCCAGCAAGAACCGCAAGGUUCGCCUGAGCACCUCCUUCCACCGCCCCAAGACCCUCGUCACCUCGCGUGCUCCCAAGUACCCCCGCAAGUCGAUCCCUCACUUGCCCCGUCUCGAUGAGCACAAGAUCGUCAUCAAGCCUCUCAACACCGAGAGCGCCAUGAAGAAGAUGGAGGAGCACAACACCCUUGUCUUCAUUGUCGACGUCAAGUCCAACAAGGCCCAGAUCAAGCAGGCCCUCAAGAAGCUUUACGACAUCGACACCCUGAAGAUCAACACCCUCAUCCGCCCUGACGGUUCCAAGAAGGCCUACGCCCGCCUGACUCCUGAUGUUGAUGCCCUCGACAUCGCCGCCAACAAGCUGGCUCUGGUCUAAGGGCUGGUUGGCGAUUGUAGGGAAUGAUUUUAUCGGCGGGUAUGGUCUAUACCCUGAGCAUGGGCAUCGGAAUGGCGCACAAGAGCUAUAUGAUUUUCGGACACAGGCAAAAAUGAUCAUAAAAUUGACCAACCCUUCCCGAUCUU
Messenger RNA from Emericellopsis atlantica, 694 nucleotides. RefSeq names its product ribosomal protein L23. Gene Ontology annotation, biological process: ribosomal large subunit assembly; translation. Gene Ontology annotation, molecular function: structural constituent of ribosome. Lineage: Eukaryota; Fungi; Ascomycota; Sordariomycetes; Hypocreales; Bionectriaceae. The coding region runs from base 78 to 548 and encodes 156 amino acids. The transcript has 4 exons. Gene Ontology annotation, cellular component: ribosome; cytosolic large ribosomal subunit. The record is from RefSeq and is a predicted model, not a curated record.